Molecule: messenger RNA, 740 nt
Organism: Gymnodraco acuticeps
Lineage: Eukaryota; Metazoa; Chordata; Actinopteri; Perciformes; Bathydraconidae
Product: ly6/PLAUR domain-containing protein 3-like
Exons: 3
Source: RefSeq, a predicted model, not a curated record
AAUGUCUACGAUGUCAACUUUAAAGGUUGUGCUUUGCCUGAACGGUGUGUUAAUCGCUCACUGAACCUCGGGCUCAUCCAAACUUUAAUUUCCAGCUCGUGUUGCACCACCAAACUCUGCAACUCCGCAAAUGCCCCUGAACCUGUCCAAUCUCAACCAAAUGGUAAAUCAUGCUUCUCGUGCGUAGGACAAUCGUGCACCUCGUCCCUAGCCUGCACGGGGAAUCAGGACUUCUGUUACUCAGCGUCAGUGACUGUGGAUGGUCAAUAUAUUCCGGUGAGGGGGUGUGUCCCUAAGGAGAUGUGCCAAGGGCAUAGCAGCUGCUGUGAGGGGGACCUUUGCAACAGCGCCAGCAGCACCAGCGCUGGCCUUCUGCUCAUCAUGGCACCGCUGCUGUCUCUGGGCCUGCUCUCAUAACACUUUGAUGACUCAUUAUCUUAUUAUCUUUGCAUGGCCUCAUAGUGCUCACCCCCCUGCCCUUAUCCUUUCAACCGAUGAGUGAGAACGUUUAAUGCAAAGCAUACCGAAUUUAGUAACAUUGUGAUUUCCUAUUUAUCCCUUGACCCUUGCCUCAUGUAUUAAACUGGCCUAUUUGCUUUUUGUAUCCCUAUUGCCUACGGUGACACUUUUGUCGUGAAUAGACAGAAACAGCUUUUUUUUUCUUUGGUAAAACACGAGGAAUGUAAAAUAAACAUGUAAAUUAUAAAAUACAUUAUUUUGAUAUAUUUAACCUAUUUAAU